This is a messenger RNA of Brettanomyces nanus, 1014 nucleotides long. RefSeq lists its product as uncharacterized. Bases 1 to 1014 code for a protein of 337 amino acids. NCBI's taxonomy places the organism in Eukaryota, Fungi, Ascomycota, Pichiomycetes, Pichiales, Pichiaceae. The record is from RefSeq and is a predicted model, not a curated record. The transcript has a single exon.
AUGGAUAGUUUGGACUAUAGUAAUGACCUUAUUGCUUAUUGUAAGAUAUGUUGUCAGAUUCAUGAUAUUGAGUUGAGUGCAAUUGAGCAGUUUCGGUUGCAAGAUCGUGUUGAGUCGAUGAUCAAUACUCUCAAGGUUGUUGAAAACGCAGAGAAAAAGUAUGCACAAGUAACCAAGAAAUUACAACAGGAGAAACGCGUGGUACAGCACAAGCCAAUGAGUUCUGAUAUGUCCAGUAAGAAAUACAAUCAGUUGAUGAUUAGGUACAACAUGUCUCAUGCUGACAAUAAGAGCUUAGAAAAGAACUAUCAAGAUUUGAAGCAGAGAUACGACAUUCUGAUGAAGAAGAAGAAAGGAGAGAGGUUCCAGCAAAUUUCGAACUUUUCCACGACUCCAUAUCUUCCUAAGCUACGGAACAUGACAUUCAAGUCUCCUGAUGGUAGGAGUCCACUGAGAACACCGAUCUUUGGAAGGAGUCCGUCAAGGAGUCCGUCAAGACGUGUGUCCAUGAGUCCAAUCAAGAGCCCUUCCAGAUUUCCAUCUAGAAUAAAUCCUCCUCCUCUUAAUUCAAAAAUGCUGCAAUCUACGCCGAGGAUGGAAGGAUCAACUACAACUCCUUCACCUUCGGCCAGGAAAUUACUCUCUACACUUUCCAAUAAGCAUCUAAGGAUGCUAGAGUCGCCGUCAAAACAACCAGUUGGGAAGGAUGACGAUGAUUUCAGUUUUUCUAGAGUCAAUAAGAGUACAGUGAACAAAAUCAGAGGCAGUUCAAAUACUUUUAGUACACCUCAUGGGACCAGAAAGGUUCUUCUGAGAAGAACAUUACCGAUAUCGGAAGAAUAUGAUGUGUCUCCUACAGGCAAACGAAGUAGGGAAGAGAACGAAGCUACCAAGACACUCAGUAAAGUACAAAUCAUAAGGGGAGGACAGAGAGUCACGGGGUCAAUUAGCCCUCUAAAGACUCGCAACAAUAAGCUUCGGGAUACAAUAUUGAAGGAUGUAAAUGUCAAUUAA